UCUUCAUGUAUGUAAACAAGUCGACUGGAGCGUAAGCAUGUUUGUUAAAAUCAUUUGCGGUUAUAUUAAAUGCAGACACAUUUCUUAUGUGAUACCUUUUCGACAAAUUUGUGUUUCAUAUCGGACGUUUAGUAAGAAAAGUGAAACUGAAAAAGAAUCUCCUGCGACGAUAGACAUUCUUGAUGAAUUAAAAGAAGAAGAACUAAGCGAAGAGGAAAUUCAAAGAAAGCGUUUUAAAUCGCGUUUACCUGAGAGAGUAUAUAGAAUUUUCGUGCAGAAAGAAGCAGUGCCUAUUGAAGCUAAAUAUGAUUUUCAAAUGAAACGUUUGCGAUCCUAUUACGCACGGCAUGGAAAAGAUAGUAAAUUAAAUCCAGGUAUUUGUUGGCCAACUAGAGAGGAAAUUUUAGAAACGAUAAAAUAUGACAAAAUAUUUGAGCCACCACUUCAAGACCGAAUGAAAAACGUUGAAGCUGCUCGAGCAGCAGAAGAAAAGCGGAAGAAAGAAGUCGAAGCUGAAGUUGAUCGAAACAUGGCUAAUUUGGAUAAAUGGAUGGCUGAAUAUUAUGCAAAGAUAGAGAAAAAGGAAAAGCAAGCAAUUGAGUUAAAGCAAAAGCGAGAACAGCAGAUUGAUGCGGUAAGUGAAUAUCUAGGUUAUGAAAUUAGUCCUAAGGAUCCAAGGUUUCAAGAAGCAGUUGAACAAAUGAAAAAAGAUGAGAAGAAAGCUCUUAAAGCAAAGAAACAGAAAGAAAGUUAUGAUAAAAUGAUUGCAAAAUUGAAAGAGAUGGCUGAAUCGAAAUGAUUUUAUCACAAACAAGUUUUAAUGUAUAAACAUUUUAUGUCCAAAAAUUAUGAAAAGUAUUAAUGAUUAAUAAGUUCAUUGUUGUGUUAAAAACAUGCUUAUGUGAUCAAAGUUUGACAAAACAUUUGUUCACGAAUCUGUAUAAAACAAUGUAAUUCUUUUAAUAUAUUACUAUAAAAGUCACUUGCUUGGACAAAUA
Molecule: messenger RNA, 998 nt
Organism: Stegodyphus dumicola
Lineage: Eukaryota; Metazoa; Arthropoda; Arachnida; Araneae; Eresidae
Gene: CRIF
Product: growth arrest and DNA damage-inducible proteins-interacting protein CRIF
Cellular component (GO): nucleus; mitochondrion
Source: RefSeq, a predicted model, not a curated record